AUGCGCACACCGACACCCGAGCCUGAGCCUGUUGUCAAGAAGCGCACUAAGACAGAAAGGCCCGAGAAGAAACCGCUUGCGAGGCCGCCACGAUCAGAACGAGAUGCGACACCACCAAAGCUCGUUGCAGCGCAACCACCGCCCGAUUUGCAUGGUCUUGGCGAGGGCAAGCACUUAACGGCGAUGCAGCGAAAAAUGGCAUCUAAGCUGUCGGGAGCGAGAUUUCGCUGGAUCAAUGAGAAGUUGUAUACGAGUACCGGUGCAGAUGCACUGGCGCUCAUCUCGGAGCAGCCAGAUAUGUUUGAAGCGUACCAUGCUGGAUUCAGAGAGCAAGUCAAAGAUUGGCCAUCCAACCCUGUGGACGUGUAUAAAGGACGAUUAGAGGCACUGCUCAACGAGGGCAAACGCCAUGUUGUCGCAGAUCUGGGAUGUGGUGAGGCCAAGAUCUCUGAGCGCAUUAGACAACUCGACCCAAAGGGCAAAGUUGUUCAAGUCCGCUCAUUCGACUUACUCGCAGCCAACGAUCGCAUUGAAGCAUGUGACAUUGCGCAUCUACCACUCAAGAAUGGAACUGUGGACAUUGCCAUCUUUUGUCUGGCUCUCAUGGGCACUGACUUUGUGCGUUUCUUGCAAGAAGCACAUCGUGUACUGAAGCCGGGUGGUCAGCUAUGGGUUGCAGAAAUCAAGAGUCGCUUCAAUGAUCGCGAUGGCAAAGCAUUUAUUGAGACGUUGAGUAAGCUCGGCUUUACAUUGACGCAACGCGAUGAUAAGAACAAGAUGUUUAUUAGCCUUGACUUUUCGCGUGGGAAGGACAAGAAGCCAACUGAGAUUGCAGUCUCGAGCAAGGUGGGAAGUCUGCUCAAGCCGUGUACCUACAAGAAGAGGUGA
Messenger RNA from Protomyces lactucae-debilis, 888 nucleotides. RefSeq names its product methyltransferase-domain-containing protein. Gene Ontology annotation, cellular component: nucleolus. The transcript has a single exon. Bases 1 to 888 code for a protein of 295 amino acids. Gene Ontology annotation, biological process: rRNA methylation; ribosomal large subunit biogenesis. NCBI's taxonomy places the organism in Eukaryota, Fungi, Ascomycota, Taphrinomycetes, Taphrinales, Protomycetaceae. Gene Ontology annotation, molecular function: rRNA (adenine) methyltransferase activity. The record is from RefSeq and is a predicted model, not a curated record.